UCCUGAGAUCGUCCGAACGUGUGGCCCCGGCUCACGGAAUACUUGUUUAACUGAUAUGUCUUCAAGAUAGGAACCAACGCAUUUCCUGAUUCGUAUCAACAUACAGUCGCAUUUGUAAGCAACUAUAAAACGUAUUUAAAACAAGAUUCACAGUGGCUUACACAAUGAAAAGAAUGAAGGAGACAUCCGUCAGAUACCACAAGAUGCACUACAAUGGGGAUAACUUCACAGAUCUACAGUUUGAGAGGCCUCCUCCGAAGUUCCCAGCGAAGGCCAUUGCUCUAGCCUCCAUGCUGUUCAUUGUAGGGAGUGCCCUCUUAGUGAUUGGUGCUCUGUUGAUCACAGGACAUAUUGAUGUUAAGUAUGGUGACAGAACGUGGCCAGUGUUGAUUCUCGGUUCCAUCAUGUUCAUCCCGGGAUUCUACCAUGUGCGGAUAGCGUACUUCGCCUACAAGGGUUACGUUGGUUACUCGUAUGAUGAUAUCCCGGAGUUUGACUGAACACAUUAGCAGCAGAAAUGCAACUGUUAGAUCUGUGAUACUUUAACGCUAAAUUGUACCAGUGUUAUGAAAGCAGUAUUUUUAUGUUCAAAAUUGGGGCCGGUAUACAACCCCAUUCCCAAUUCAACAACAUUUAGUUAAUCUCCCAUCCAACUCUACAAGUUACACAUUAAAUACGAUAUUUAGAACACUUUAAUUCUCAUUUGUGAAGCAUUUAUAAGCAAAAAACCAACAACACUAAUUUCCCAUUAGACCCGGCCCCAUUCCCUAAAUUGUGAAAAAAACACUGGAAAGUUUAAGGUUCUGGACCAACAAUACUGUGUUGGAAAAGUGAUGCAAGGUUGAGAUGGUGAUCAAAGAAAAUAAUUCUAAGUCAUCAUGUUAGCAUUCACUAUAGGUUAUGCCAUUGAGUGAUAGUUGCUAUUUAUUUGUUAAGAAUUUCAUGGGUGUUCGUAUUUUAAAAUGACACUUCUUUUAAAACCCUGUAAUUAUUUAUUAUGCAAUUUGGUAUAAUCUUUUAUUGUUUGUCUAAUGAUUAUCAUUGUAGUUCUCUAACAAAACUCCUCAGUUUGUGUUUUUGCUACUCAGAUUGCAUUUUGUAUUUCAUAUCAAAACACCAACUGAUAUAUUUUUUGGGGGGUUUCUACAAUCAGAAAACAUCCUCUCUAUCAUGACCUUUAAAUUACCAUGUUCCUACUUUUGCUUCAUUUUAAGAAACAAUUUCUCUAAUUUUCCCGCUUGGCAACCUGCAAAUAUUUAGUUAAUUCUGUAUGUGAACAGUAUUGUUAUGUAUUGUUUUAUAACAUGAUCUGAAGAAAGCAUUUUCCCAACAUAAAUGCGUGUAUUUGCAAUGCCGAUUAGAUCAGAAUUGUGUUAUAAUAGUGAGUCCAAGUUGUGGGUAUUAUUUGAUAUUUCUUUUUACCAAGAUUAUUCCAAAACAGUCAUGACCACCCCAUGUUAGUAACUGGAUGUGAUCCAAUUGCUGUUGAUAGUCCUUUGAGAAGUUCUGUUCUUAGUUAAUGUGCAUAUUAUUAUUAUUACUAUUAUUAUUAUUUUAUGUUGUUUGAGUGAGCUUAUUCAAUGUUAUAUGUACCAAUGAGGUAUUUAUGUGUAAAUGUUCUAUUUGAAUUGUGGAUAAUAACCUGAUAUUAUCUAACAUUUGUGUAUUUUUGACAGGAUUAGACAGGAAAUA
Dreissena polymorpha is the source of this 1692-nucleotide messenger RNA. RefSeq names its product transmembrane protein 230-like. Gene Ontology annotation, cellular component: endomembrane system. The transcript has 4 exons. Bases 165 to 500 code for a protein of 111 amino acids. The record is from RefSeq and is a predicted model, not a curated record. NCBI's taxonomy places the organism in Eukaryota, Metazoa, Mollusca, Bivalvia, Myida, Dreissenidae.